AUGCCUCCUCGCAAGCAGUGGAUUGACAAGAAAAGCGCAACCACAUACCAGCUCUUCCACCGAUCCCAAAAUGACCCGCUAAUUCACGACCCGGAAGCCGACGACCGUGUGCUCCAUGCCGUCAAAGGGCCGCCCCCCGGCGCACAGCCCUCGACCCACGCGGCCAGGAACUUGAACGACCUGGCCGAUGAAUUUGGGUCUGGCGCCGUUCGGAAAAACGAGGGUGAAGCCGCCAACUACGGAAUUUACUACGAUGACACCAAAUAUGAUUACAUGCAGCAUUUGCGCGAGCUGGGAACCGGCGCCGGGGAUUCGCAUUUCGUCGAGGCUAAGACCAAGGAUAAGGGUAAAGGGAAGAUAAAGCUGGAGGAUGCGCUGAGGGGGAUGUCGAUGGAUGACUCGAGAAGCCAGCUUGGUGGAGAUAGUGUCUACGGAUCCGAGAUGCGUUCGUCCGUUUCGUCGUAUGCUCGCAAACCGACGUACCAGGAUCAACAGAAUGUUCCGGACGAAAUCGCGGGAUUCCAACCCAACAUGGACCCUCGACUCCGAGAGACACUGGAAGCGCUGGAGGACGAGGAGUUUGUUGAUGCAGACGAUGAUGAUCUGUUCGGGCAGUUGACGUCGCAUGCGGAGGAAAUGGACGCUGGUGACUGGGAGGAUACGCUAUUCGACGAAGAAGACGACGAGGGCUGGGAAUCCGACGCCACCGAGAAGGCCCCCGUCCAGACCGAUCGAUCGGACGCCCUCCACACUGACAUGGACUCGGAGUCGAACUCUCAGGGUCCUGUCCCGGGAGAAAUGCCCGAGCACGAUGCGCCUGCGCCGGACAUGCACCCGGAGGAUCAGGGUUGGAUGCGCGAGUUUGCCAAGUUCAAGAAGGACGGCAAAACCAAGGAUGCCCCGGCCCCGCCGAGCAUCAUGCCUUCGGAGCAGCGCAGCACGUUGGCGUCCACCGUCUUCACCGCUGGCGGCACGCCCAUCCGCCGCAAGAAGCGCAAGGGCGCCAUGACGAACCCGUCCGCGUAUUCCAUGUCCUCCUCGGCCCUAGCUAGGACGGAGGGACACCGACUUUUGGACGACCGGUUCGAGCGGGUCGAGGCGCUCUACGCACUGGACGAAGAGGACGAGUUCGACGAUGAUGCAUCGAUGGUCAGCGGAAUGACCGGCAUGACUGGCAUGACCGGCAUGACCGGCGUAUCCACUGCCUCGUCGCAAGCCCCCAAUCUAGUGGACGCAAAUGGCAGGGAAGUGGCUCCUCGCAGUGGGUUCAACGAUGUGAUGGACGACUUCCUUGCCGGUUGGGACAACAACACGAGUGCCCAGGCGAAACGCAAGGGUGCUAAAAACAAGCGAGGCAAGAACGGCAACGAGGCCAUCGGAAUCAGAAUGCUCGACGAGGUGCGCCAGGGCUUGGGUCCGGCGCGCAUGUCUGGAAAGGUUCCUGGUCGGGCCUGA
This is a messenger RNA of Aspergillus affinis, 1455 nucleotides long. Its product is annotated as ribosome biogenesis protein LTV1. Lineage: Eukaryota; Fungi; Ascomycota; Eurotiomycetes; Eurotiales; Aspergillaceae. Gene Ontology annotation, cellular component: nucleus; preribosome, small subunit precursor; cytosol. The transcript is spliced from 2 exons. Gene Ontology annotation, biological process: ribosomal small subunit biogenesis; ribosomal small subunit export from nucleus. Bases 1 to 1455 code for a protein of 484 amino acids. The record is from RefSeq and is a predicted model, not a curated record.